This is a messenger RNA of Hydatigera taeniaeformis, 1332 nucleotides long. NCBI's taxonomy places the organism in Eukaryota, Metazoa, Platyhelminthes, Cestoda, Cyclophyllidea, Taeniidae. The record is from the annotation of a GenBank genome assembly.
AUGACGAAGUUAAUGGACGACGCCCUGCGGAUAUGUGAGAAGGUGAACACGCACUUAGGUGACCUUGAGGACUUUGCUGAUCGCUUCAACUACUUCGGAUGUGGUCUGGUAUUGCUAGUGUGUGUCUUCGUGGUCUCCACAAGGCAGUACUUCUUUAGUCCCAUUUCCUGCUUCAUCGCUACAGAGGUGGGAGGGACAAACCUGUUGAGCUAUGUUGAGAACUAUUGCUGGGUUCAGGGUACCGUGCCCAUCACUUAUACUGGCCGAAUGCCUACAAACGAGACUGAAUGGUUGCAGCUUGAGGAGAAGAAGAUAUUGUACUACCAAUGGGUUCCGUUUGUCCUUGGGCUGCAGUGCAUCCUAUUUUGCCUACCUCGAUUAAUCUGGAAACUGCUUUAUCUUCACUCUGGAACGAAUGGAAAUACACUUAGCCAAGUAGUACUGCGUUCGGUGGAAGUUCUCCACACUCCACCAAGCGAACGUCAAGCAGCCAUCAAUGAGAUUGCCGACAUUGCUGAGUAUUACUUUGCAAAGCGCUUCGCUCGAAAGAUUUCGGCUGGUCUUGGGCGCCUCGAAUUUCCUCGCGGUAUAAACAUAAUUAUUGCAUAUCUGGUGGUAAAAGUCCUCUAUCUUAUCAAUGCUAUCGGUCAGCUGGUCAUGAUGCAGCGUUUCCUCGGUUUCAGCUCAGCCACUGACCUUGCCUACGGUUUCAGUGUUCUAAGAUAUAUUGUGAAUGGCCAUGAUUGGCAAGUGACACAAAUCUUUCCACGAGUCGGCUUCUGUUAUGUGGAGCUGAAAUUCCUCGGAGUCAAGACCAACGCCGUCACCGCGCAGUGCGCCCUGCCUUUGAACAUGCUCAAUGAGAAGAUUUACAUUUUCCUGUGGUGGUGGAUCAUGGCUGCUGCUUGCAUCACUACCUUCUACCUUUGUCUUUGGUUGUUUCGCUUCAGCACACGUAAUCGGGAGGCCAAUUACAUCUUUAAGUACAUUCAACUCAGCACAGAAACGUUUACGCGCUAUGAGGAAAAAGAGGUAGAAAACUUUGCUCGCAACUAUCUCCGUCAUGAGGGAAUUUUCCUUGUGCGAAUGGUGCGGCUGAAUGCUGGGGAGCAGGUUGCAGCUGCGGUAGUGAAGGCCUUUUGGGAACGCUACAGACUUGCAAACAUGGAUUCCCUUCGAAGGAGUUCUCCUCUAUCGAACUUGCCCACAGCUCCUGCAUCCAACAUUGUUCCCCGAGACCUCUAUCCGCAGUUCAAGAGCUUUUCCAAAGCUGCUUCCAACGGGAAAGAAGGCACAGAUGUUGACACCAUGCCCACACAGGCCUAUGUUUAA